GAGUAAAGGGAUCAAGAAAGAGAGAAAGAAAGGCUUUUACACACUUUUCCCUAACUACCCUUAUUCUCUCUCUCUAACUCUUCUUGUUCUCUCUCUCUCUAGGGCUCUGUUGUCUCCCAUGACCCCCAAUUACCUCAGGCCACACUCCUUCUCUUCAGCUCAACCCCAUGAACUCUCAUGGAGGCAACAGCCUAAUAGAGAAGAAGAAGAAGAAGAUGAUCAAGCAGGUGAAAAAAUGGUGCACCCCCAUGAGGGCCACCUCAAUAUCACGGUAGAGACCCAAGCACUUCACCUUCAUCCUCAUAAACAACAUCAGUUUCAUCUUCUUCACUCCUCAAAACUUCAAUUCCAAAGAAAAAACUGUCAAAAGAUUGAGGAAGAAGUGGAGGAGUCUUAUGAGUACAGUCGAAAGGUCCAUGGAUCUUCCACUCAAACGUCUUCGAUGGGUUUUGUAAGGACCUGCUCGGAUUGCUACACCACCAAGACACCGUUGUGGCGAAGUGGGCCUCAAGGUCCCAAGUCUCUUUGCAAUGCUUGUGGGAUUCGACAGAGAAAGGCAAGGCGAGCAAUGGCAGCUGCCAUGCAAAAAGAGUUAGACAAGGAGAAGAGAAUGGACCCCAAUUUCACCACCACAACCGCUGCGACCUACUACAAGAAGCGAAGCAAAAAGAUAACCGCACAACGACAUGCUCCAAAGAAGAGGCUUUGCUUCGAGGAGGAGGAAGAGUCAGAUUAUGAUGAAACAUUAGCACAAUCCUCUCCUACACUUCCCCCUCGUGAUCGCGAUGUGGAUUUACGAAAGGGAUCAGCGUUUCAUCGAGUUCUCCCACAAGACGAGGAAGAAGCUGCCAUCUUGUUAAUGGCACUUUCAUGCGGCCUACUUCAUGGUUGAGUUCUGUCAAAGAAACCAUCUCUACCAUACAUAGAUCAGAUUGAUUCGAUGCGAGAGUGGAACGUAUGGAUCACUAGGCAAAAUAAGUUUAUCUAUCCACAGGAAUUAAGAUGCUCUUGUGGAAAGCCACAGAGCCAAAUCCCUUUGUUUUGAGGAGUGAGGAAUAAGGAGGGAUAAUUCGCCAUUGUUAUUUCAUUAGGUUAUGUCCUUUCUCUUUGUUACUGUCUUGUUUUUUUUUUACAUUUUUUUCUUUCUGUUUUCCCCUUUUUUUUUUGGCCUUGUUUGAGAGAGAGAGAGAGACUAUGUUUAUUUGCCCAAACUGGGUAGUAAACUAAAUGGAUUGGUGAUGCCAUGUCAAUAUUGUAACCAGGGAGUAAUUAGAAUGUGAGCAUUGCCUUCCAUUUUUGAUGUUAAAGAGUUUUGAGGCA
Molecule: messenger RNA, 1320 nt
Organism: Amborella trichopoda
Lineage: Eukaryota; Viridiplantae; Streptophyta; Magnoliopsida; Amborellales; Amborellaceae
Product: putative GATA transcription factor 22
Biological process (GO): regulation of DNA-templated transcription
Molecular function (GO): zinc ion binding; sequence-specific DNA binding
Source: RefSeq, a predicted model, not a curated record